UUGCACUCUUGGCCAUGGUCUUUGAUCUUCUUUGACAUUCACCCACCCCGACACACAUACAUACACACACACACAUAUAGUAAUAGUUACACACUGACUGGACUGCUACUACUGCACUGCAUUUUUCCAUCUCUCUCACUCUCUCUCACACACAACCAUGACAACAACAAUAGCAAAGCAAUACACGCGCCUCCUCACUCUCUGGCCAAAGGACGCCCUGCGCCCAAACCUGCCCUUCACCCGCGCAAUCGAGCACCACGGCCAGCCUUUCGGUGUGCAGCCCAUCACUCCUCCCUCCGAUGACGCCCCCAAGCCACAGUCGCGAGCAGCCUCAGCCUCAGCCACAGCUCCAGCCACUCCUCCACCCCCACCAAACCCCAAACUCGAGCAGGCCCAAGUAAACGCCCUCUACUCGUUGCUCGAGAACAGAUACACCACAAAAUAUGCCCUGUCGCCGGCCAUGUUCAAGCCCACGUCCGCUCCCGAUCACUACACGAAGUUGAUGGAAGAAAUCGACCGCGCCCCCAACAAGACGUGGUGGCAGUCCAAGGUCGACCAGUGGAAGAACAAGAUUCGAUGGUCAUGAGAGAAACAAGCAGUGACUGUAUUGCCAUACUGUACAACAAUACAAGAGACGGAAGAGGUGCUGGCCUGGCUACGGUCACGGCUAAAGUUGGUCGACAUCUCUUCCCCACUUACCUUCACCUUUACCUUCGCUCUCGUUUUCCCUGGACCCGGACUUGGCUCAUUCCUGCAUUGAUUUUCUCCUAUUCUUGCUCAACCUUUGCCAUCACCAGCCGAUCGCCUCUUGCAACUGGCUGUAUGACACGACUCUCCCCACCAUGAUCAGCCAAGACCCGGAACCAGACUCAAACAUGGAAGUAAGCAUGGAUACCGAGUACCACCUCCUUAGUAAUUGUUACGUAAUAGGCGAAAGAAUCAUGGACAAUGGUUUCAAGAACGCUGUUGUAGAUGCUCUCGUCGAGGCGAGACCCAUCGGUAACACUGGCAAUCGUCGGAAACCAAGCGUCAGUACACUCACCAUCAUAUACACGA
This is a messenger RNA of Bipolaris sorokiniana ND90Pr, 1056 nucleotides long. RefSeq lists its product as uncharacterized. Bases 158 to 586 code for a protein of 142 amino acids. Gene Ontology annotation, molecular function: ribosome binding. The transcript is spliced from 2 exons. NCBI's taxonomy places the organism in Eukaryota, Fungi, Ascomycota, Dothideomycetes, Pleosporales, Pleosporaceae. Gene Ontology annotation, cellular component: mitochondrion; Cbp3p-Cbp6 complex. The record is from RefSeq and is a predicted model, not a curated record. Gene Ontology annotation, biological process: mitochondrial respiratory chain complex III assembly.